Molecule: messenger RNA, 3798 nt
Organism: Colletotrichum gloeosporioides
Lineage: Eukaryota; Fungi; Ascomycota; Sordariomycetes; Glomerellales; Glomerellaceae
Product: Extradiol ring-cleavage dioxygenase
Exons: 5
Coding region: 1-3798 (1265 amino acids)
Molecular function (GO): hydrolase activity, acting on carbon-nitrogen (but not peptide) bonds; zinc ion binding; oxidoreductase activity, acting on single donors with incorporation of molecular oxygen
Source: RefSeq, a predicted model, not a curated record
AUGGAUCCAGAGAAGAGCGGCCUUCCGCCUUACAGCGAUGAUCCGUCAUUUACGGGCUCGCGGCGUUCGGCACCCCGUCGCCAUCACCACCACAUGCGCUCGAAGCGAUGGUUGCGGCCCAGCCGUAGCAUGAAGCUUAUCGUGUUGGCGCUCGGCUUCAUCGCAUUCGCUCAAUGGAAGCAACUCUCCUUCCUGCCUACCAGCAAGCCAUCCAGCAAUCUCUCAGCUGCACGCCUGCAGCAAGAUCUCGCGACGUGUGCCAAGCUCCGGCACAAGCCCCAGGACCCAAUCGGCCUCGGUCGCGAGAAGAACGCACGAUACGUCGACGGUCAGAAGCCUACUCUCAUCCGGAAUGCCACCAUCUGGGUGGGCGAGCCCGCCGAGGGAACUUCCCCCGAAGACGACCGCGCCGGCAAGGGCUACUCCUGGGUCACCGCCGAUGUUCUCGUUAACUACGGUCUGAUCCAAAAGGUAGAGGCCGACAUCUCGCUCGACUCCCUGCCUAAAGACACCCAGAUCUGGGAUGCCAAGGGCCGACAGCUGACCAGCGGCAUUAUCGACAUGCACUCACACGCUGGUGUUGGAGCUCUGCCCGAGCUCAACGGCAACCAGGACGUUAACGAAAUGUCCAACGACAUCACGCCGUACGUGCGCUCCAUCGAUGGCCUCAACCCCCUCGACCCGCAGAUCCAGGUCAUCAAGUCUGGCGGCGUCACGACCUCGCUGGUUCUGCCCGGCUCUGGCAACAACAUCGGCGGCGAGGCCUACGUUAUCAAGCACGCCGUCGGCAAGCCUGACGGCCGCACCGAGUUUUCGGCGGAGGACAUGCUGGCCGAUCCCGACCGUAACUGGCGCUACAUGAAGAUGGCUUGCGGAGAGAAUGCGAAGCGUGUCUAUGGAAAGGUCGGCCACAGUCCCUUUUCUCGUCUUGGCGAGAGCUGGGAGUUCCGCCACGCCUUUGAGCAGGCCGCGAAGCUUGUCCGCGACCAGGACGACUGGUGUGACGCCGCUGAAAAGCUCGGCGUUGAGUCCCAGGGCUCUUACCUGCCUCAGGACCUGAAGUGGGAGAGUCUCAGCGCUGCGCUCCGCGGCCAAGUGCACAUCAACACGCAUUGCUACACGAUUCCCGAUUUGGAGGCGUUCGUUGACCACACGAACGAGUUCAAGUUUCCUGUGCGGGCCUUCCACCAUGCCCACCAGACCUACCUUGUUCCCGAGAUCCUGAAGCGAACUUGGGGAGGCCGAGCGCCUGCCUCGGCGCUGUUUGCCGACAACAUGUACUACAAGUCUGAGUCCUAUGUUGCUUCUGAGUAUGCCGGCAAGAUCCUUUGGGAGAACGGCCUCACCCCCGUCUACGUCAGUGACAACCCGGUCUUGAACGCUCAACACGUUCUCUUCGAGGCCGCGAAGGCUUACAAGUACGGCCUGCCAUACCAUGCAGCCCUUGCCAGUGUGACGUCUGCUCCCGCCGAGCUCCUGGGUCUAGGCCAGAGAAUCGGCAAGAUCAAGCCCGGUUUUGACGCAGAUAUUGCCGUGUGGGACAGUGAUCCUCUCAGCGUUGGAGCCGCGCCCGUGCAGGUCUGGAUCGACGGAGCAUCGCAGUUUUCUGAUCCUUUCGAGCUCGACAAGCCUCUCACCGGCCCCAUCUCUCCUGACCCAGAGCUGGCAAAGAUCGCGGAGGACACUGCCGACCUCAAGGACGUGGUCUUCACCGGAGUUGCUAACGUCUGGCUGUCCGGCGAGGAGAAGACAUACAGUGAUGAGUCGGUCAAUGUCGUCGUCUCCAACGGCGCCAUCAAGUGCAUCGGUGCUUGUGCUGAAGAGGUCGCCGCUGCCAAGUCAUCGUCGCAGAAGAUCGUUGACUUGAAGAAUGGCUACGUCACUGAGUCUUUCACCGCCUUCGGUUCCAGCAUUGGCCUCAACGAGAUCGACGGCGAGAGAGACACAGACAAUGGCAACAGCCCCGGAUUCAGUCGCGGCCUCGACGGGCUUGUUCUGGACAACAAGAAGCUCCACGUCGCACUCCGUUACGGCGUCACCAAGGCCAUCUCAGCCCCCAAGUUCGCCGGUCAAGCGACCCACUCCGGAACGAGUGUUGGAUUCAAUACGGGUGCUCUGCAUGCCCUCGAGAAGGACGCUGUCUGGACCGAGGAUGUCGCGCUCCAUCGCACUCUGACCCUCGACGCCAAGAGGGGCGAGAGCCCUUCCAUCUCUGGCGCGAUCGGUGCACUUCGUCACACUCUGUUGGAAGCAGUGGCUUCCAACGAUACCGGCUCAGACCCGUUCUCAGAGGCCGUCUACCUCAAGAAGGUGGUCGACGGAGAGCUGCCCUUGGUCCUGACGAUCCACAGCGCCGACGCCAUCGUUGCGGCGCUGAGGGUCAAAUCCGCGGUCGAGGAGGCUUUGGCUGCCAAGAGCCAGACCUCAGCAUCACCAAAGCUCAAGGUCGCCAUCAUCGGCGGCGCGGAGUCGCAUUUGGUUGCCUCUGAACUGGCCGAAGCUGGUGUGGGUGUCGUUCUGUCGCCGUUCCAGUCCUACUCGACCACCUGGGACCAGAGGCGUUCUCUCACCGGUGCACCGCUCACGAAUGGCACUGCGAUUGACACUUUGCUCGAUGCAGGCGUCGUGGCUGCGAUCGGUCUGGAGGAGGACUGGCUAAUUCGCGACCUGGGCUUGCUGGCGGGCAUCGCGUACAAGAACGGAGGCAGCCGGCUCAGCCAGAAGAAGGCGCUGGACUUGGUUUCCAGCAACGUCUACAAGAUUCUGGGCAUCGAGGAGCCGCAGGCGAGGGAGUCUCGCCACUUUGUCGUGUACGAGGGCAGCCCCUUGGAGAUUGAGGGAAGAGUUCGGGCGGUUGGCAGUGGCCGUGACGCCGUGUCGGUUUUCGUGUUUGCCUCGGCAUCAUCUAUCCUUAAGUCAGCAAGAAAGUUCACAACGUCUACACACAAUAUGACACGCGCAGCAGUGGUUUGCGUCUCACACGGUGGAGGCCCCAUGCCCAUCCUCGGGGACCCCGGACACGCUUCAGUCACAGCAUCACUCAAGAACCGCGUGCCCAAGAUCUUCAAGCUCAACACCCCUGACGCCCCCAAAGCAAUUCUUGUUGUUACCGCACACUGGUCUGAAAGCAGGCCGACCAUCUCAUCGGCCGCCAGUCACGGCCUGUACUACGACUAUGGCGGUUUCCCCAGGGAAGCCUACUCGCUCAAGUACCCGGCUCCCGGAUCACCAGAGAUCGCCCAGGAGGUGAAGCAGGCGUUUGAAAAGGAGGGUCUAUCACCAGAACUCGACUCACGACGUGGUUGGGAUCACGGCGUGUUCGUCCCCAUGCUCCUUGUCAACCCCGCCGCCAACGUCCCCGUCAUCCAACUCUCCGUCCUCGAAUCAGAGGAUCCCGAAGAGCACUUCAAAAUGGGCCGUGCUCUCUCCGCGCUGAGAGACUCCAACAUUGCCAUCCUGGGCUCCGGCUUCGCCUCCAUCCACAACCUGUACAAGAUGCGCUCCCUCUUCAUGGGAGACCCCAGCGGGGUUGCCAAACUAAGAAAGCAGGUCAGCGAGUUCGACAAGGAGCUCACGAGCGCCGUCCUCCAGGAGAAGAGGGAGGACAGGACAAAGGCCCUGUCGGGCUGGCGCAAGUUCAACCACAGCUACGACAUGCACCCGCGCGGUGGUGCCGAGCACUUCCUGCCGCUGUUGGUAUGCGCCGCGGCCGCCGAGGACGAGGUUGCAGGGGUGUACAAGGACGAAUGGAUGGGAGUCGACAUCAAGACGUAUUACUGGGGAGAUGUACGUGUCUGA